Messenger RNA from Soboliphyme baturini, 381 nucleotides. The record is from the annotation of a GenBank genome assembly. Lineage: Eukaryota; Metazoa; Nematoda; Enoplea; Dioctophymatida; Soboliphymatidae.
AUGUUUUAUAGUUCGCCGCAUGACGAACGGUCGACUGCGGCUGAAGACACGGCGACGAUAUUCCGGAAACAAAUUUCCCAUUUCUCACAGCUUUAUAUGAGACUGCUUGCAUCCGAAUUCGAAUGCUUGUCAAAAGCAAGAACCGGGCCGGCUAUAGCCGGUGUCGCCGCCGUCGUCGCCUCGUCGCAGCCUUUGUACUCCUCCCCUCUUGUCCUCAUUGGUCAUUCGGCACCUGGUGGUGGUCGUUUGCCGAUCAUCAACGAUGAACCACAAGGCAGAUCGGUUUACGUGCGUGAGUGUGACCAAAAGAUGAAAAGAAAACCAACGACAGACACGGCGGCAGCAUUUCUUCCUCGCUUGGGAUUUUCUGAUCUUGUCUGA